AAUAUUCACUUCAUUCACUCUGUUUUAGAGCACCCUUAGUGUUCUUUUUUUCUCUGCUUUCUUACUUGCACGUACACUUUUACAAAGAAAAUAUGGACUCAAGCAACAAGACAAUCACCACUACAGCGCCACUGUCUCCUUGCUCCGCAUCACCGCGGCGUAACUCUCCAUCUCCACCACGAGUGGUGGUCACACCAUGUGCUGCCUGUAAGAUAUUACGGCGGAGAUGUGCAGAGAAAUGUGUGUUGGCACCUUAUUUUCCUCCCAAUGACCCCAUCAAAUUCACCACUGCUCAUCGUGUUUUUGGCGCUAGCAAUAUUAUCAAGUUCUUGCAGGAAUUGCCGGAAUGUCAAAGAGCAGAUGCUGUAAGCAGCAUGGUGUACGAGGCUAACGCUAGGCUGAGGGAUCCAGUCUAUGGUUCUGCUGGGGCAAUUUGUCAACUUCAACAGCAAGUGAAUGAGCUUCAAGCACAAUUAGCCAAAACGCAAGCUGAGCUUGUCAAUAUGCAAUCCCAACAAGCUAAUCUCAUGGCCUUUAUUUACAUGGAAAUGGGCCAAUCUCCACCAACAUCACCCGAACAAUCUUUGGACAAGUUCGCCAAUACUGGACAUGGCAAUUUCCAAAAUAACAUGAAUUUCUUAGACGACAGCAACAAUUUUGGGUCGUUAUGGGAGACUCUUUGGACAUGAUUAAGAAGGAAGAUAUAUAUGUUCCUCAAAUUUGGGACAUUAUCCGACAGAAACUGAUCUACAACUUAAAUUUGAUAGGUCUAAUCUUUGAGUCCUUACUAUUGCACUAUUGUAAUUAUAGAUGCUGCUAAAAUUUGUAAUAUUAUACUUAUAUAUUUACGCCUUCUUAUCAAAAAUAUUGUAUUAAGUUGAAUCUAGUAAACCGGGGUCCAUCUGCCUCUCUGUUUAUAGUCAUAUGAGCCGAUUUUACUUCCUAGAAGAUUAUGGAAGGAAAACAAAGUUGCAACAGAAUAUGAAAGAGAUCUUGAUAGAUAUCACAGAUUUGGGACUAUGUCUGGUUAGGUUA
Lycium barbarum (goji berry) is the source of this 1035-nucleotide messenger RNA. Its product is annotated as LOB domain-containing protein 1-like. Bases 93 to 689 code for a protein of 198 amino acids. The transcript has 2 exons. The record is from RefSeq and is a predicted model, not a curated record. NCBI's taxonomy places the organism in Eukaryota, Viridiplantae, Streptophyta, Magnoliopsida, Solanales, Solanaceae.